AUAUGUUUAGUUCGAAUUGUGAAAAUUAGAAAAAAAAAUGUAUGUCAAAUCGGUGAAGUGUCAAAAAUACUCACCACUGUUUACCGCGGAUAAAUCCGCGAAUUUUUUCGUAAUUAAUGAAUGUAAAUAGAUAAAAAAACACGAUGAAAUGUCACGUGCCAGGGCCAAAUGUAAAAGUUUUAGGGAGGACAGUCCACGCUUUAGCAAGAUUUGGGGACGAACUUUACCUGGAAUCGCUUGCGGACUGUGUUAUGCUAAGGACUCUAAACGCAGCUGAAUCCGCUUACGCCGUCGUGAAGUUUAACAAAAACUUCUUUUCUUAUUUUAACUACAAUUACUAUUCCACUGAGGACAAUGAAGGACUAAAGUGUAAAAUUUCAAUGAAAUCCGCCUUACAUACAUUUAAAUCUCCAACUCAUAUGGAUAAGCAAGUAGAGAAUUUAGAGAUUAAACUGGACCCGGAGUCUUGUAAGCUGAUUUUUCAGCUAAGAUGCAAGCAUGGGAUUGUGAAGACUCAUUUUGUGUCAAUAUUAGACUGCAAGGCAAUGCAAGCAGUGUACACUAAAGAUUUAGUUCCAAACAGAAUAACAUCACCACAGAAAAUACUCUCUGAAGCAUUAAGUAAUUUCCAAAAUUCAGAUGACCAGGUAACCCUAGAAGUAACCCCACAGAACAUGUUUCUCCGAAACUAUAUAGACACUGUCGGAGACCUUACUAAAGUUAUCCGGACACAAGUGAUGUUAAAAGCUGCAGAAUUUGAUAGCUACACCAUAGGAGCUGACACAAUGAUCACAUUUACUUUGAAAGAAUUUAAAGCAUUACUAGCAUUUGCUGAAGCUUUAAAUCUACCAAUCCAAAUACAUUUUGAAACUACAGGCCGUCCAGUUGUAUUUAUUGUUCAUAACGGAGCUACUUUUGAGGCACAUUUCGUUCUUGCCACUUCUAAGGCAGACGGUGCCUCUCAAAAUACCACGCAGAACACAACACGCACUGAAAGAACUAAGAGAAAAGAUGUGAAUACGAGUCACGGAUCAGCAAGGAAGAAACCAAACUUAACUAAAUCAAAUACAGACAUAUCCAAAUGUUUAGAAGAAGACUCCCACCUUUUCAAUUUUAUAGACAUCCCAGAUGAACCUGUAGAGGUCAAUACUGAGGCUGCAGUCAAAGAUAAUAGUAUAAUAAAUAAUAACCAGUUAGAUAAUAUGGACAUGGACUGUGAUGUUAUUCCACCGUCGCCUACGGCAGUGGCAUUUGUUCGGAAAGUGUUCAAAAGGUGUUUUGAACAAACUAUAGAUAUUACUUCUUUACAAGGCACUGUGUUAGCUGAGGACUCGGAUCCUGAGUCGUAACUGUGAUUUAUCUGUUAUAUGUUUAAGUUAUUAUAAACUCACAUUAAAUGAUCUUUAUUUAUGUUUCUUUUUUUUACAUUAACUGUAUCAACUGUGGCGUGUGGCUAGCAUUACUACUGUAUACUACCAAUUUCAGGGGUAGGUGCGCAUUGCCAACACAGUUACAACCUUUUUUAAAAAGCCUACUUAUAUUGUGUACUUUACAUUGUAUCCCCUUGAGAUCAAACUUGCAGACUACUGAA
Messenger RNA from Leguminivora glycinivorella, 1591 nucleotides. It is a transcript of the gene Rad9, whose product is annotated as cell cycle checkpoint control protein RAD9A. The record is from RefSeq and is a predicted model, not a curated record. Bases 144 to 1349 code for a protein of 401 amino acids. The transcript is spliced from 3 exons. Gene Ontology annotation, biological process: DNA replication checkpoint signaling; cellular response to ionizing radiation; mitotic intra-S DNA damage checkpoint signaling. Lineage: Eukaryota; Metazoa; Arthropoda; Insecta; Lepidoptera; Tortricidae. Gene Ontology annotation, cellular component: checkpoint clamp complex.